AUGCUCUCGAGAUCUUCCGAUGGCAUCAUGUUCGACUUGAUACAGCAAUCAUCGCACUCGACGUCUGCGCCGGACCUUGAGGAGGGGCUCGGGCUUCGGCUCUUCUUGGCUCGGCAGCGCAUCCCGCUGGAGGCGCUGCAGAUCAAGGAGUUCAGGCAAAGUUGCUUCACGGGAAGCAAGACCUUGUACAUAUGUGAUGAUCGGCUUGGUCGUCCUCCCUCACCAGAAGAGCACUCGGCCGAAGCAGUGGAGCACUGCCAGAGUUGUCAUUUCUGCGGUCCAGAAUCCCACCUUCUGUACCUCGAUGACUCUACGAGACAAGGAUGGAGAGCCUGGAGACUGGGGCCACUUGGGCCACUUGGGCCACUUGGGGAGCCGUUUGCUUCUCAUGAUGCCCGGGUGGCUGAUGUAAGCCACAUCACGCCCAUCGAGAACAUGGAGCCUGAACGACUUGCACAAGGACUAGAAAUGGCACAAGAGCUGGGCCGUGCCUUCUUUGCCGCCAGGGGGCCUGGAAGUCCUGGAGUUCAGACAGAUCAGACAGUUCAGACCUACCUGUCAUACAUGAUCAAGCACGGGUCUCUCGCUGGCGCACUUUGCCCGCGUGUCCACAUAGCCUUGGCCAAGCGACGCUGCCCUCAGUUUGAACGAAGGCUCAGCUUGGCGCGGCAGUUCCAUCAGAAAUACCGUCGCUGCUCAGUUUGCCACUGCCAUGUUGUGGCUCCCUUGCGUGAUGGGCAAUCUGCGGAUCGCUUGCUCCACCAAACAGGUGACUUUGUUGCGAUCAUACCAUACGCUUCUACUCCCUAUCGUGUCUCCAUUAUUCCAAAGCAGCACAGUGCGUGUUGGUUGCAGCUCGGCGCAGCCAUCCAACAGUUGGCAUUCUUGCUCCAACUGGUGGUUGAGGCUAUGCAUUACGUCCUGGCUAAUCCAUCCUACACCGUGUACAUUCUGUCGGUGGAUGGCCAAUCUGAGCUGGAGAAGGAGAACACCUUCGAAGCCUUUCAUUGGUCUAUGGAGGUUCAAGCCCGGCUUCCCGUGGACUUUGGGCUCCAGCUCUCCUCGGGACUUCGCGUCGCCUCGCGCCUGCCCGAGGACUGCGCCCAAGACUUGAGAGCUGCGAUGAGGGCGUGUCUUUCUCGCCGGGCGCAGCUUGUAGUCGACGACCUCUAA
This is a messenger RNA of Symbiodinium natans, 1173 nucleotides long. The record is from the annotation of a GenBank genome assembly. NCBI's taxonomy places the organism in Eukaryota, Dinophyceae, Suessiales, Symbiodiniaceae.